GCAUGCCAAGCAAGGCUAACUGACAGACAGUCAACCGUGAUCGUGGCCGCAACCACACGUGUACUCGGCCCCUUAGCAUGCGAAUACGCAUUCGCGAAAUCGCGAUCCCUUUACUACAGUACUUCAUAAUUUAUUUUCUAUUGUUUACCUAUGUAUAAACAAUUCAUUGUGAUAAAUGCAAUCAACAUAAAGCAGUGUUUUAAUAUGAACAUUAAUUCAAGACAAUUGUUUAUUGGUGAAGAAAUAUCGAAAGUGAAUGAUAAUAAGAUAUUAAAGAUAAGAUUACAAUAAAAAUAAUUACAAUAAUAUAGUUUAUCAUAUGGUGCAGUAACAAUAGAGUGCGUCGUACAAAUAUCACGUCCUUCCUUUCUAUUGAUGCUCAGACGAUGCAGCAAUCAAGAAUCAACCACGGGAAGGUUGUUUGUUGACGAUCGUCGCUGUAGUGGGAAUGCGAAAACAGUGCUAUGAUCAUGUUGUUUGAUUUCUCCGAAUGUGCAUAAUAGCUAACUAACAAUCAUGGGCAAUCUAUCCAAAUUGGCAACGCCUGACAACAGUGGCGAUGAGAGUGGAGAUGCUUUCACAGAUGGGGACUUUGAUAACUCGGACGAAGAGACUGUCGUUGAACGGGAUGAGCAACACAGUCAUACAAAUAUGACCGUCAAUGAAGCUGUAAAUAUUGAAACUAAGAAGAUGAAUGUAGAAACUGUCAGUGAAUCAGAUACUAAUAACCCAAAAGAUAAAUGUACUGGUGAGAUCAAAUCGAAAAUUAAUGGACAUAAAAUAUGUGAUGUUGGACAAUCUAGUGACGUAGAUAAUAACGUUAAUGGCAAUUAUGGAAUGUCUGACGUGCGUCGCGAUUCACACGAGGAGCAAAAUCCAUCAAUUGUUGGAAUCUUGGGUGGACAGCAAAAUCAUGCUGAGCAGCGGCUGGCGGCGCGGCGGGCGGCCCGCGCGGAGGCGCGCGAGAUACGUAUGCGCGAGCUCGAGAGGCAGCAGCGCGAGCAAGAGGACCAUGCCGACAAAGCGUAUGACAUGUAUGCAGAGACGGUGGGUCGCCGCGGCGGCACCCGGCUGGCGGCCCUCAGUCCGUCGGUACACUCGCCCCGGCGGAGCUCCGAGGACUCCGCCGACGACACGUUUAGUAUCAAGGACCUUAGACACGAGUUGAAAGAAGUGCAGGAGAAAUUCCGCAAGGCGAUGAUCCUGAAUGCGCAGUUGGACAACGACAAAGCGGCGCUCGGCUACCAGCUCGAGCUGCUCAAGGACCGGAUAGAGGAGCUACACGAGGAGUACGCACAAUUGCAGCGGGAACACAAAGAGAAGUGUUCGGCGCACGAGCGCUUAAAGCGCGAGCACGCGUCGCUGGAGCGCGAGGUGGCGGCGGCGCGGGACGCGGUGCGCGCGCGGGACGCCGCCGCCGCCGCCGCCGGCUACGCCUUCGUGGACGCCGCCACGCUGCCCGCCGCGCCGGCCUCGCCCUCCGCCGCCGCUGUCGCCGCCGCGCCGGCCUUCGGCGCCGUGCCGCCGCUCGCGCUCGUCUCGCACCAGUCCGAGCAGCUGCUCAACGACGCGGGAGAAGGCACCCUCGAUGUGCGAUUGCAAAAGCUGCUCGCGGGCAAGCAGUCGCUAGAGUCGGAAGUACGCAAGCUGAAGCUACAGCUGAACGAGGAGCGUGCCGCCAGGCAGAACGGCGUCGCCAACCACCACGACCAGGAGUACGAGAAUGAACUGGAGGCGGUGCGGCGCAGCGCUGCGGAGGCGAAGGCGCGGGCGGCGCGCGCGGAGGCGGAGGCGGCGCUGCAGGCGGCCGCCGCCGCGCGCCUCGACGCGCAGCUGGCCCGCCUGCGCGCGCGCCAGGACCACCAGGACGAGCACGAGGAGCAGCUCAAGCAGGAGCGCCGCCGCCUGCAGCGCGAGGCGCGGGAAGCGCUCAACCGUGUCGAGGAGUUGGAGACGGAGAACAGCCAUCUGACGAAACGGCUCGACAAACUCAAGAACGCCAAGUCAGCGCUGCUCAAGGACCUGUGACAGUGACACUGAUCACGCACCGUUUACAAUGCAGCGGCUCGGAUCGUAUCGCAACGAGCCGCAACGUGACGGAACAUGACGCAACGCGCCGCAACAUAGUGCGUACUAGCAAUGCAACGUGUCUUAUAAGUCAGCCUAUCUUCACAGAACAGCUUCGGUCAGCGCUGGCAGACGGGUAUCUCCAAAUCUGAUUUAAUGCAUGUCGGUAACGAUUAUUGAAUUUCACACGGUCGGAUCCCCACCUAGUUUAUUGCUUUCUAGUUUUGCCUUUAAACAAAAUAAUAUAGAGAAAGGAGUUUAAUAUGUGUGCUAUGUUUUUAUAAUUAAGAGUGUCACAUACACAUUCAAAUUGCCUGAUCGAUAAAGUUCAAUAACCUGUGUUAUAAUCCAGAAAGUAACCCUAAAAUGCGAUAGCUAGGUGUGAAAAUUCAGUGAGAUUGAUGACUUUAAGAUACCUGCAAAUAAAUAAUUUUAUUAAAUGUUCAUUUAAAUAUAAUGUAGUACAUAUCUUAUACUCCACCUUGUUAUUUUUUAUCUAAAGUUGACGCAUUUCUUUGAUUACGCAUUUCUUUUUCAAAGGACCAAGAUAUGUUGGCCGUGUGGGAUUCAUGAUCGUACUAUGUUAAGGGCAAGUGAGGUUUAGCGACAGGGUCAAGCGUGUCACACCACUUGACCUAGUAUAAAUAAAUAAAUAAAUAAUAAUAAAUAUUGUAAAUGUAUUAUAUAUGACUGUAGUAACAUCGUAAAAUAUUCCCGCUUCAUAUAUUCUGCAUAUAGGUAAAAUAUAUUUGUAUCAUUUUGCAAUAUUUCAGUAAAAUUAAUAUAAUUUGUAUACUUUAAUGCAGAGGGCGCUACAAAUGUUUGACUUAUUCGAGACUUUUUAAUAUUGAUUAUACGAAUUAUAUGUAGAAUUUACGUUUUAGAUUUUAAUACAUCAAAGGGUCAAAAUAGACCGCUUAUACACUAUCUUUAUCUGUCUUGUAUUAAGUUUCUUUUCACCUAAACAGAAAGUAAUAUUGAGUAUUAGAAAUCAUGUUGACUUACAGGAAAUUAUAUCAGACAGACAAGAUUGGUGGAUUAAUUUGGGGUUACUAGAAUAAAUAUUGAAUGAAAGAUAGAUAGGCUUCGAUGAAAUUUAACACAACACUAGAAUUCUAAAUUCAAAAUAUCUUUAUUCAUUUAGGUCUAUUCCAGACUCUUAUGUCAAAUCCAACGUCAGUUCGGAAUGAUAUCGAGAUGAGAAGAACUGACAAGAAACUCAGCUCGUAUUCUUUUCAAAUAAAUUUUAUAUUUGUUUACAAUAAUAUAGAUUCAUUUUUAAAUUCAAAUUUGAAUUUCAUCAGAAAAGUGAAUAUUUUUAUUAUUAUUCUAAUAUUUUAUCGACAUAGUUAUUUAUUGUCAGUGACGUAUACAUUUUUUUUUUUUUUGCUUUUAUUAGAAACUUAAUAUAGGUUCGUUUAAUUUGUCGAAUUUAGUUUUAUCAGUGCAACCAUAUAAGGGUACAUCCAAAAAGACAUUGUGUUUUUUUUUUUUUUUAUAAAUAAGUGCAAUGUUUUAAUCUAUGUGAUUUUUUAACACAUUCACGUCUACACUAUUUAAUUUAUAUAAAGAAUGCUGGCAUUUUAAUGUAUUUUAAUUUUUACUAUAAUCAAAUGUAAAAGUAAUUUAUUGUGAAAUGACAAGAAUAUGUAUUUAAUUAAUACCAAAAUAAUAAUAAUGAUAACGAUGUGGAAUAUAUUAUAAAUGUAUGAUGUAUAUUGUGGAGGGAAGCGUGGGGUGUUAUGAGAUUGUAACGCGAGUGAUAAUGUAACGGGCAAGCCUCGUUCGUAUGGGCGAGUUAAUUUACGUGUAAUUUAAUUAAUAAACCUUUAUAUAACUGUAAAUCGUUUAAGUGUAACAUUUUCUUUUUGUAAAAUAUUUCAAUUUCAAUAAUAUAAUAAUUGUAAUGAUAUGUGUAUAAUUCAUUUGAUAUUUUAAUUAUUUAUUUGUUAUGCAUAUGGUGAAUAUUAUAGAAUUACGUACGUAUUAUACUUUAAAGAUUUUAUUGCAUAGAUUUUUUAUUAUCUGGCUUGCCGAAUAUGUGCGAUCGAGUUCAUUGUUUCGACUAAUCGAUAGUGUUUAUGUUUAUCUAACUUGCCAUUGGUAUCACAAAUUACGUUCUUAUAAGUGUAAAUGCGACCACACACCUACAGUGGAUGAUCUAGCCCGCUCUGUAUGUUUCAACUUGUAAAGUUAUUGCUCAAAAUUCUUAUCCACUAUUAAUGUGAUAGUUAGUCGCUAUGUAAACGUCCAUUAUGAUUAGUUUAUCCAUCGAGUCAGAGUUGCGCGGAGUUUCGUACAGUCGAUUUCAUAAAUAUGUUACUAAUAUCGCUCUUGUAAACGUAUAUGUAUAUUGUUUUAUAAACAAAAAUGUUGCCACCGUUGACGUAUUCUUGAUGUUGACUGUACUUUAUUUUUUUUAUAUUUUGAGAUUAUUUUUGUCACUCUUAAAAGUUACCACGCUGUCAAAUAAUAUGUCCAGCGCUUUUGUUGUAUUGUAUUAACCUUCCAUGGAUAUGACAUUUUGUUAGUAUGACAUUAAUUUCCAUAGUAAUUUGUAAAUUUCAGAAUUAGCGGAAUAGAAUUUAUGGCUGGUUGCUUUAGUGGCGAGGUGUAGUCUUACCACUGAUGUAAUAUAGUUGUUAUCUAUUAGUCAUGCUCACUUAACGUACUGUGCCAUUGCGCACCAAAAUGUAUUAGUAUAUACAAUAAUAAAUCGAUGUGAGUUGUAUGUAGUUUUGUAGUUAUUAAAUCGCGUAGUGUCGCUCUUGUUGAGCGAUUGACGAGUGCACCCCGGCACAGAAAUAUAGUUCAGCAAUCCAUAUACUUCUGCGGGACUAUACAGUAUAUAGUUUAGCGGGAAAGGUAUAAGGUUUCAAACCCUUCCUCCCCCCACCCCCCAUCUUUCGAGGGGCACAAUGCUCAAUGUUGACGAGCUAUUGUAUAGACGGUUGCGAAAUCAUCUCGUACUCAGUAUCUGUCGCCGUGAGUGGAUCUUAUGUAGGGCCUAUACAUAAAGUGUACUGUUAAAACAUUACCAAUAUAAUACUGAUGAAAUACGUUUCACAGAAAAAUUGUGUUGGGCUAAAACAUGAUAGUUCAAUUGGAGUUAGUUACGCAGAAAAUAUUGCCAUUGUAUGGAAUGUCUAUAACAAACGGCUAUUUUUUUACGUAAAUAGCUUUAAUUUUCAAUAUUAAACUUUGAUCGAGGUUAUUGACUUGGAUUUUAUUAACUUUUAAAGUUUAAAAAAAAAAAAUCUUAUACACAUUAAAGUCGUUAAAGUCACCGAUGUGUAUAAGUUUUUUUUUUUUUUUAAGUAUUUUUUUUAAUCCAAGGCUAUACAGAUUAAUUAUUUCGUGAAACGCAGUCCAGUAUGUAUUGUUUAGUUCAAAUUAUGUUUAUAGGCAAUAUAUGUUGUGAUUAUCUGACGCGCUGUCCGCGCUCUUCGCGCCAACAGACGUUAGAAUAAAUGUAAGUAGGAAUGUCAUUUAUAAGUAUGAUGUAUGUAUUUUGGUGCUGCAUUACUAAUUUAUUUUGUUUUUAACUAUAAUGACUUUGAACUGUCUUUUAUAUGAAGCGAAACUGACUUAAUGUAUAAAUUUGGAUAUUUUGAAUAAAUUUCGCUCUAGA
Galleria mellonella (greater wax moth) is the source of this 5698-nucleotide messenger RNA. Its product is annotated as leucine-rich repeat flightless-interacting protein 2. The transcript has 8 exons. The coding region runs from base 517 to 2028 and encodes 503 amino acids. The record is from RefSeq and is a predicted model, not a curated record. Lineage: Eukaryota; Metazoa; Arthropoda; Insecta; Lepidoptera; Pyralidae. Gene Ontology annotation, biological process: regulation of DNA-templated transcription.